Molecule: messenger RNA, 12358 nt
Organism: Pocillopora meandrina
Lineage: Eukaryota; Metazoa; Cnidaria; Anthozoa; Scleractinia; Pocilloporidae
Source: the annotation of a GenBank genome assembly
AUGCGUUUCGUAGUUAAAGAUCAGGCACAUGAAACAGUAGCCGGACUAACAAUCACGUGGUAUGGACCACCGCUUCUGGAGUUCAAAUGGAUCAGAAAAUUAAGAUCAAACUCUUUACCUUCUGUCUGGAACCGUAACGAUGAAAGGACAAUAAAGGUUAGAUAAUUUGUGAAGUAAAAAUCUGUAUCUUAAAAAAACAAAGACAUAACAGCUCUUUUUUGUGAGCUAGGUUCGUCAGCGGUUCAUCAGACGCCAAUGAAAUGCACUAUGGCGGAGCUCGCAGCGCACACGCAGCGAUGCCCUAUACCUAUAAAAAAUUGAGAGUGAUAAUACGAAGGGUAUGAUUGUGCUCAGCUUGCCACAGAUUAGCACAUCUCACUGUCCUCCUUCAUAGAUUGUUUUAGUUACGCCCAUUAGAGAGACAAGAGGGAUUUUCUCUUAAAGAAGAAAGAAAAUGUUUGAAUCUAAACGGGUAAUACGAAGACAAUUCUGCAGAAUUAUGACGAAACCCGUCGUCAGGUUCUCUUUUCUUCAUCGUUCGAGGAAGUAGGGAGAAAACAGAGGAAAGUGCGAACGAAUACAGUAAAAAUUGUCGUUAUUUAAUUUUACUGAACAGGGGAAAAAGCAUGAUAUAGACGUGAGCUUGAUUGUGGACCAAUCCGUAAGGAACAGCUUUGUUCUACAUGAGGGAUCGAGUCCUCAAGCUCUUGUCUUGCCUUAAAUUCCAUUUUUAUUUUGUCUUUUAGUUUGAGAAUUUCAACAAUACUUAUGCGUACGCUGGAGUGAAAAUCAAUGCUGCUCUCGACCCAAGAAACAUUUCACAGCCAGGGCAAAAACACAACCUUACAACAUGGUUCCGGACUCGAUACACCUUAAUAAGGAAUCAAGUUCACAGCGAGGAGUUGGAGCAGUGGUUUCCCUGCCCUCAGAUUUUCUACACUCCUAGUAAGUGUCUUAUAGGUAUAAUCACCCGUUACGUUGCAUGAUCUCUUUCAAUGAUCGUUGUGUAAUUUAAAUUAAGAAUGAUAUUUUGGCGGAUCUUGUUCAUCCGUUCUCGAAAGUAAUAUUUCUAUAAUUACAGUUAUUCUUUGUGUUUUGUAUGUAUCAGAGACCUUAAGCCCAUCUGCAAGUGUAUUCUAACAAUGGAAGUUAUCACUAAUUUAAGCCUUUACUGCUUUAGAUUGUCUAUUACACGGUCAUAUAUGUAUGCCACUGUUUUGCAUAGAACACAGUCGAGGUGUCAAAUUUCAAGGUUAUGGAAAUAGCUAAGUGAGAAUGUAAGCGCAGAACCUCUUUGAUGGUGAUUAGCUGUUGUUGGGGUUUCAGUCGAUAAUCGUUAAACUUAGAUUUAUAGUGAGAGUUGGAGUUGAUCAACACACUUUAGACUUUGUUGCGGCACGGUAUGAUAAAUUAAAGAAGAAACCUUGUGAUCCAAGACUUUUAGUAUCAUCCGCUUAGCGAGUUUGCUCAUGCUUUUUCCGCAUAACGUUCCAACAUCAUGUUAAAGCAUAUUCCUACACAGUCAUAUCGAUAUUGUGCAAAUUCUUUUAUAAUCUGACAUAUAAGCUCAGUGCUACUUUAAAUCAUGAAAUAUGAGGUUACUCUGACGACCUGGCGCUACAGACUUUUAAAACUUCAGAAUAGCUAUUCAUAAUGAGUUUAGUGUACGCCAAAAAUGCUGCUUCUUAAUAAAACAAAAAUAAUUAAGAUGAUAUUGAUAAUCAUAAUAAUGCCUUAUGUCUGUAAAAUAAUACACUACAGAAGAAGGCAAAAUGUGGUAACAACGUCAGUGAUACGCUCUGCUGCGCCUCGUAUGCAACUUUUUUGUUCGUACCAAAUUUUGACUUAAUCUGUGAUCUAUUACUGAACAGACUCACGGAGGCAUGGAGUCUACUUGUUUUAUACGAUAAUAGAAGCAAAAUGUUGUUGAUGAUUACGUCAUCUAUGCCUCCGUACUCCAAAAGAUGAUAAGUAAUAGGAGAGAACCAAUCAAAAAGCAUAUAUAAUUCAGUUCAUAUCUUAUCAGAUAAAUCAGUCUGAUAUAUUAUGAUUGCCUCCCAGAUUGCCGUGGAUUUGGGUCACUCCACAGUCUACUAAAAGAGAGUCAUUAUUCAUCCUCUUCACUGCUUAAGAGUGAAGAUCUGUUGAGCGGACGCUCACCUUUUUAUUCCAGGAUCAAUAAACCAACUUUUUGGACGACUGAUGGCGAUAGAUCUAGAAGUAAAGAUGAGUUUAUUACAGUGGAAUUUGUCAAAAAAGUUUGCUUUGAAAUGGUGAGUGAGGGCGUGGACUCCAUCCUUAAUCCAAAUUGCAGACGCAAGCCGCUGAGACAUGUUUAACAAAUUAAAGAGAGCGAGAGCCGCUUAAAUCUUCUUUUAAUAAAUUUUCGGGCCCAGUCGUUCAAAGAGCGAAUAGCGCACUCCCACGGAUAAAUUGCUAUCUAGCGACCAGGUGUAAAAAAAAGGAACUGGUACCGGCAAUACGUUAUCCGCCGGAUGGGGAUUUAUCUAGUGAAUAGUUACUCAUCUUUGGACAACCAGGUCUCGGUUGUUCAAAGGCUGGAUAGUGCUAUCCACCGAAUAAAUCACCAUCCAGCGGUUAAGUGUUUAUAAACGUACUCUGACGCUAUCCGCUGGAUAACAAUUCAUUCAGUGGAUAGGGUUAUCCACCUAACAGGCAACCAUGACCAGGCCUUUGUUGAUUUGGAUAACGAACCGAAUGUAUUUGGAACCAAAACUUUGUGUUUGAUGAAGAUUACAUAUAAGCAUAAAAAAAUACAGGUUUCUUCUUGUUAAUUUCUUUUUUUUAUGUGUACAGUUAUUUAAUUUUUUCUAUCAGGCUAUUUAUCACCGCACUGUCCUUCUAUCACUAAAUACAACGCUUGAACAAUCAUCAAAUCGAUUAAUUAAGAGCAUGUGCAUAAAAAUUUAAACCAUCCGAAAUCGUCAAACCUAAGAGAAAGAGAUUCCAAUACCGCCCGGAUUUUAAUGCGUCAUUGUUUAUCGAGAACGUUUCAAUAAAACAUGUAAUUUUUUUUUUCUUCUUCAAAAGCUGGCUGUAAAAAGAUUUGACGAGGACAGACUUAAAUCUUUUCGCCUCUAUAUCAGCGAUGAUGAAAUUCACUGGAAAAUACAUCCUUACAAAGGAACUAUCCUGGUAAGGAUUAAGAGUAUAUGUGUUUCAUGCUCACUGGUUAACAGUCGUUUCGAACCCACGAUCGUUUCGUACCAAGUCGACUCGUACCCAGUUGGUCAGGUCGUUUCGUUCUAUACCCAUACUUAUCAAGUGUGAGGUAUUUUAAAUAAAUGAAUAUUGGAACGGAUACGAAUCGACCAACGCUUCGGGAAGGAACCAACUCAAGCUGAGAAUGAGUCAUCUGGAUUUGGGUACGAAUCGACUGAGAACAAAAUAACUGGAUACCUGUUGACUAAGCAUCCCCCUAUUGCCAAGAAAAACUAAUGAUUCUUUUAAUAAUUCAAUAUUUUGUUAUUGCAGAGCUAUUGUUUCCACCAGGAAAGUUUUAGGAUGAAAUUUUUUUGUGUGUUCUGUUUGUUAAUUAAGUGUUUCGGUUACUCGUGCCCACUACCUGAACAAAAUGGUCUGGCUAUUCCGUCUUUUAUCAGCUUUUUUUGUUCAGUGGCAUGUUCCUGGUGUUCAUACAACUAAUAAAACGGAGUGAAAUAAUAACGGGCGCGAUAGCAGCGGCAGAGCCAGAACGAGAGAGGCCCAAGCCUCACUCUUUUCCUCGCUCCUCCGCCACCGUAAUCGCGCCGUUUACUAACUGAACGCUGGAACAGUCUAGUUUUUCAGAUUCUGGUACUUCAUUCACAUUUUACCGACACCCUAAGGUGCGGUAAAAAAAUUAUUGUAGUAAUAUUAAUGAUAACCAUAUGAUAAAGAUGAUGAUAGUGAUAUUUAUAAUUAUGAUAAUAAUAACAGCGAUAAUAAUAAUAAUGGUAAUGAUAGUGGUAAUGUCAAAGCUAACUGAUUACAGUAUAAUGAUAAUAAGAAUUGCAGUGCAACAAUAACAAUAAUGGCAAUAUAAAAAACGAUGACGUUUAUGUCAAUAAUGAUGAUGAUGAUAUGAUGAUGAUGACGAUGAUGAUGAUGAUGAGAAAAUAUUACAUUGAAUUAAUUUUAUUCACCAGACAAUUCCAGCACAUUACGACUAUGACAAGAUCUCCAUCUUCGCUAUUGAUCCACCUGUCAAAAGUCGUUUUCUCCGGAUAAACCCGAAUGCUUGGAUACAACAAAACAAAAUGAAGUUUGAUCUCUACGGUUGCAUACUGGAUAAUGUCACCACAAAAAGCCCUCUAGGUAGGAGCGUUAUAACUGCUUUCUUAAUGUUGGAGACGUACGUCGUUUUCACAUUAGCUAAACAUGUUUUUCACAUUAGCUAAAUCAGUUUUAAUUGAAUACAAGUCAUCGUAAAAGAACUGGAAGAUUAAACUUUACAUAGGGUUCAAGUAAUCACUGACUUUUAUUUUCAUUUUGUCAAAUUAAUUUUGAACUCGGCUAACAAUUUCAGAUUGUGUUUCACAAAACAGCUUGUAAGCGUGUCACACCUAGCUUUGGUGUAAAUGGGUUGUUAGUUUAAAGCUCAAAUGAACGAUGGCAAAGUCGUCCAACAAAACAACACGCUUGGCUUUUUUACCUGACGGGCAGAGUUUUUGGCAGUUACUCGCAGAUUAUUUUACUUUUAGCUUACCAUUGAAAAAGAAAAAAAACCGUAACUGCCCCUAAAACCUCUGCAUGUUUUGCGCAAAAGAAAAAAAGGAUAGCUGACAUGUUCUGAAGAUGUAAAGAGGGAACAGUUUUGUAGUAAAAGGUGAUAUUAUUCACACAAGCGUGCCCGCAAAAAAAAUUUCCCAAUGUUAUCACGAAGAAUCAAACCACGAUCUCCCGAUUAGGUUUUCGGACGUUCAACCACCAAGCCUUACGAAACUCGUGGUUGACAAUAGCUAGCGUUUAACUAUUGCUUUGAGUUUGAAGACCAGACGUGUGCGCCAGUUAGGAUCACAUUUUCUUCAAAUUUUAAAUGUUUCUCCAAAAGCCCUGGUGCAAAAUUAUUCUAUCGUGUUUUUGCCUAGGACCGAAAAAGCCCAGAAAGGAAUUAGUUUCUCUCUGAUUUUUUUUUUACGUUUUUUUUUUGUUAAUUUGAUUUUAAGACUUUGGAGAGCCUUUGGGACUAGAGUCAGGAAAGAUACAAGAUGAUCAGCUUUCUUCUUCCUCAUCUUCGUAUCCCGGGUUCGAGCCGUUUAAGGCAAGACUAAAUUCAGGUGCAGCAUGGUGCAUGCAAGAGAACAGCUAUUCGGAGUACCUACAGAUUGAUUUACUCACACCACACGUGAUUCAACAGGUUUGUUCACCUUUAGAGGGUUUGUGUCUCGUUUUAAAUUGCCAGGAACAAAACAACUGAAGAGAACGAGCAAACUUUAUCUGCGGAUCGAAACGGACCAAUCAUAUUCGUCGCAUACCACGUCAGUCCUUAGGAAAAACCAUCGCUGAAAAAACUGACCAAAUUUUAUAUUAAAUUCUCUUGGCAGAUAAAAUACCUACCAAUUUGGGUGCCGUUUUAAAUGUCCUCAGCAGCCUUUCACUUUUGAUAUUUGUCAUUUUGGAAAACAAUCUCGUGACCAUUACUCUUGCCAUGGGGCAGGUAUGUUAAAAUUAGUACAGCAUUUUAGUGGUAAAAGUCAACGAAGAACAAAGAAAAACUUCAUGCUUGGCAUUUCCAUAUUUCUUUAUGCUCAGCGUAAAUUCUCUUUAAUUGCGUCCCCACUUAUUAAGUUUCUUCACCUUAAAUUUAUCUUCAGAUCGCGACGCAAGAUAAAUAUAUUAACGAGCAUUUCCAACCCAUGUGGAGUGUUAAAUUAUAUUAUCUGCGGUACAGCUUGGAUGGAAGCGAGCCAUUUGAGUACUACAGGCAUAACGGUGUUCAGAAGGUAUAUAAAGCAGCCAACGCUUACAAUAUAUAGAUUUAGCCAAGCCUAAAAGCGGAGCUAGCAACCUUUUUUUUCCCGCACGUCUCAAGGGCACAACGCCUUGUCCCGGCCAGGACUAGAACCCGGGUCGUCCGACUUGGAGCCCAGUGCACUGACCACUGGACCACUGGACAAAGCCGUGGCGUCGGCGUGCCCGCGAUACAGUUGACCACGCAUGUUAAAAGUAGCACCUUGUGCGGUCGUACGGUCGUACGGUCGUACGGUAGUAGGGUCGUACAUCCAAUUUUUUUCGGCUUGAUAGGUCACUACUAUUUUGUAUAAUUACGGGGUUACGCGAGCUCCGCUACAAUCUUUUGUGCUUUAGUGGGCUUUACAACACUCUGGAGAGGACUUUUAACAGACUGCAUUGAGCAGUUUGCAAUUUUUGAAAGGAAACUUUGUAGGUGUCUCCAAUUUGGGAAACAAGGCCUGACCAUAACACCGGGAGUUACUUUUCCUACUCUUUGCGAGACAGAUGUAGGUUCUUUUACUUCCCCUACCAUUCAGUAGAGAGGAGAUGCAGGAGAAGGGGUCUACGGUUUAUCGUCCUUAUUCGAGAAUGCUAAAAUGUCUAACAAUUUGAAGAUGUUAUGGCAAAGACCGCACAUUGUCCUCAGUUAAUUUAAGUGUGACCAGUUAAUUUAAGGUGACCUUGCUUUCUUUUAUCUUAGGUUUAAGAUAUUCUAAUCUAUAUUUAUUCGAGGAAAUCUCAUUGUUAUGUCUCAUUACGCUUUCUUUUGUUUUGUAGAUUUUCCUUGGAAAUCUAGUAGCAAAUGUUGCAGUGAAACACCGGUUAAUUCGACCAAUCACAGCGCGCUAUGUGCGUUUUGAAGCUAAAGAAUUCCUCGUUCGCAUAUGUAUGAGGAUAGAGCUGUACGGCAAGAAAGUAGAUGAUUUAAACUUUGGUAAGACCUUUUGAGGUUGGCCUAGUAGCUUUUAAAAUAAGAGCCGUUUUCAAUUGGUUUUCUACAAUUCGUGCUUUUCUUGGGUAAGACACUUAUCUCACAGUGCCACUAUCCACUCAAGAAUAAAACGAAUGUCGAAUAAAUAAUUUAAAAAAGUAAAUAAAUCUUGAUUUUGUAAUUAUUAUAAGCAGUUUGAUCUUUUUAUGACAUUUACAGAAUCACCUCCGGUGAUAAAGAGAAGUUUUCUCGUUGUGCCUGACACUGGGAAGGUGUUUUUCUGCAACGCCGAUGUUGUCUCGUAGGUUACAUUUUUUUUUUUGACACGAGAAAGCAUUUUUUUAGGAGCUAUGGAUGGUACACUAUUUAUCACAAGGGAGGUGUGUUUUGUGUGGGGGGUGAGGAGGGGGACGAAGGAAGAUUUUGGGGGAGUCACAUGGUUUUCAGGGAUAAGCAGUCGUUUCUAAUAGACUAUAGCGAGGAACUAUGGGAAAUCGAAUGUCAGCUAACUGCCAGAGUUGGGGGUGAAGUAGACUUUUGACGCGAGCAUGCAUGCUAGACAUCGGAGUUCAGAGGAUGUAUGCCGCCCACUUGAAUUUUGGAGUGGUCACUUCAUGUAAGAAUCAAUAUAAUGUUCAGACGUUUCUUGAGAAUUCAUUAGUUAGAGAAUUUUGAUUUGCUAACCAAUCUUCAUGACCUCUGGUAAAAAUUAACCCGUUCCUUUCUAACAUGCUAUAAGUAAUUCUCCCUCAAGUCUGCUGUUCGAUUCUUAUUAUAUUAGUUCGGUGAAAGGGGUAUUAAUCCCCUGAUCGAUAUUUUUCUUCACUCUGAUCACUAAAGCGUAACACUGUCGAAACUAGAGAAGGUGGACGUUUGUUCAGUUUUUACACGUAACCUUAUUCUAAAACAAGAAAUACUCAACUCACUUUCUUGCCUGUGUCAUAUUUUUAUCAGGUACUGAUGGUAAUUUUUCUUUAAAUUUAUUUCAGAAAGUCUACUUCACCACGAGAACGGAAUGUCAAUUAUUGCUUCUAUUUAUCACGAAGGGACUCUGAGUCGCUGAUGGACUGGAUAGGUCAGAAACGAGUUUUUUCCUAAAGCAUGGCGACUACUACCUUUCUGCGGUAUUUUGCUAGUAACAUUUUUGGAAAGAUCAUAGGUUGAGAGCCUUCGUCCGCGUUCAGCUUGUGCCUUUAGAAGCUCGUUAUGGGAUAGACCACCAGUAACAUGAUGAGGGAGGGAAGGGGGGGAAUGAAGAGUGAUGUGUAAAAGGAGAAAAGAGGAAAAACUAUCCUCAAUAAAUUAUUAAAGAGGGAAAAUAUUCUCAGGCAUUUUCAAACACACACACACAAAAAAUAAAUAAUAAUAAUAAUAAAUCAACAAACAAGACAAAAAUGAACAAAAACCAAAGAAAGUUGAAAUACAGUUUUUUUAAGUGAGGUAGGGUUAACAAUGUUCACGACAAUUUCAACUUCAUAUAAUACCUGGGAAUUUCUAAAAAAAAAAGUUUAAACAUGGGUGGAAUAAAACUAAAAAAAUUGCAAAAAAACAAUUUUCCAUUAACCUUUCCUUUUUCCUCCAAUCUUAUUUCUCUUAAUAUUUUCCUUAAAUAACCUCGAACACAACCGUAUUUAAACUGUGUUUUGCUCUUAAGGUCUUGGUGCAAAAAUCCUAAGCAUUCUGGGCUAUGACACAAGUACAAAGACAGUUUAUGGAGUUGGGGCUAACAGAAAAACUUAUGUCAAAAGUCCGCUGGAUCUGGAGAAUGAGGUUCGUCCUCUCCAAAAUAGACUCGUGUAUGGAAUAACAGAAGAGGAGUGGAUACAAGCUAGGGAUUGUAAUUCGACAAUACUUGCCACAGAGAUUCCGUUCAUACCAUUUCAUGACGGGGCAAAGCUCCCUUCUGGAUCCUUCCAGUAUCUGAUCAUUAAGGACAAAAGCAAUAACCAAUGGGGCGGUGAGUUGUUAAAAAAAAAGUGUUUAGAACAGAGUUAAAACAAUAUGGUGGUUCACCUCUGAUUGAAGGGAUUCCUCUUCGGUAGAUUUUGGUCGGCAGUCGAUGGUCCCCAGUUGUUGACGACGAUUGUGCUGAUCCCACCAAAAUCCCCCGAAUGGUCACCAGUCCUCUGAUAAGUGCCGGUAAUAUAGCAAUUAAUGCUAAUUAGCAUUAUCACAAAUUACAUAUUAUGCACAGAGGUUUGAGUUGACAAUCAGCGGAAGAUUAUAUUAAUUUUUCUCACCGUGAUUGCUCUUUCAGUCAGUUCAGCAGGAUUGCAUUUCAAUCAGACUCUCAUUGCGUCAUGGAAUGCGAAUGGUAUGGCUAGAUUUCACUAUGUUUAAGUUCUUUUCUAACCAUUAACAUCAUUUAUAACACUUUUUUCUGCCUCGCCCUCGCCCUCGCCCUCGCCCUCACUAGCGCAAGCAACAUCAUCAUAGUUAUUUUUAGUAACAGUGAGUGGAAUACAUCUCAUGGAGUACUCGAGCUAGAGUAAAAAAGCAAACCAGUAAGAUAAAAAAUUAGGCAGUGAUCUAACAGCGCAGGUUGGUUCUUAUGGAAAAAAAAUGUGUCUUUGCCCUCGGUUGUACUCCAGACUUCGAAGACAGUUUGUUACCUUACGGACCUCUCGCCAGGUAAAUAACACAUGCAUGUACUUACCUUUUACGCCCCUCCCAUUAAGUUUAAGGCCGCAUGUAACAUUUUUCGGAAAAGUCGAUGGUCAGGAUUUUCUUGUAAACUUGUAUUUUUUUACCUCUCAGAACGGGAUAAGUGUGAGCCAAAUCGUUGCAAAAAUGGAGGGACAUGUGUAGAUCUUUACCACUCGUUCAGAUGUGAAUGUAUUAGCGGCUAUUCUGGGUACCAGUGUCAAGAAGGUAGGAUGACUGAACGGGGGAAUGACAGAAGAGCAGUGAAGGGCUAAAUUUAAUGACAUGUUUUUCAUGUUUUUCCUGUAUCAGUGUUCGACCCUUGUUCUUACCCCAGAUGUUAUAGCGGAGCCUCUUGCAGGACUACGAGAUUCAUGUCCUUUGUUUGCGAUUGUCCUGCGGGACUAACAGGACAUCUUUGUCAACAAGGUGAGAGAUGGACUCAAAAAAAUUAAGUUUAAGCCGUAAUAAAGAGCUUUCCGAGUGCCUCUACCAUUGAACAACUUUCUUUCUUGAUGUUGAGGAAAAAUGAAAUUUGAUUACAGACGAUUAUGAAAUAAGAAAGAUGGUAAAUUUGAGCUCGGUGAAGAAAUGGAGAUAGAUAUAUUUCUUCCUAUCACGAGCGUGGUAAAAGAAAAAAAUGUGAAAAACACCUUCAUGUACAAAAACGUCUUCUCUUUUCUUUACCGAGCUCAAAAUUCACUUUCUUUCUUAUUCUAUUUACAAACAUGACGCUAUCGUUUCUUAUCCUAAAUAGCAGUAUGCAGGACGCGUGUUAGAUACGAACCUUGUUCUGGCCUUGCUAACCACAGUCUUUGUGGCUCAGUGGUAUGGCAUUGAGGCGCGGAAUCUGAAGGUCUGAGGUUCGACGCCUCAUGAAGACUUAAAUAUUUCCUUUGUUUCACGCUCGUGACAAGACGAAAAACAUAUGUCUCUAUAUGAUUAUACUAAUGAAAAUGCAUCACUAGGCUUAAAAAUUCCCAUCUUCAAUUAUAUCAUCAUUAUCCAGAAGCAUUACAAAUCGAGAUUCCUAUCCUGGCAGCAUGCAUGAAGUUUGUUACCGUAGACGUAGUUAAACGGCCUGGUUUACCUUGGGUUUUAUAUAACUCAAAGGUAGAGCACCCGAGGUACCGCGAAUGGGAAGGUCGUAGGUUCGGCUGCUAUCGAUAGAACUCGGAUUGUUUUUUCUCCGAGUAUAUCGAAAUUCAUUUAUUUUUUCAAGUAUCGACGUGAUUAUCAACUUACUUUCAUAAACCACAUAUUGAUAGAUCUUUAAAUAAAAAAUGAAGGAAAAACAUGAAAAUAAAUUAUCCAUUUAUUUUUUCAGCGGAAGUGACAUCAGCGGAAGUACACAGUAACAAUUCGAUUCUGACCGAGCGGAGUGGGGUGGUAAACAGUAAUAACUCGACGAUGCACGAUGGAAGAUUUACAGUGCACAUAAAUUAUUCAAGAUUUGACGUAAGUUGAACACAAACAAGAAGUCCUUUCUUCUUUUUUCACUGUUUCUAGAUCCUUUCUUCUCAGUUUUACCUUGUUUAUUUAUUUUUUUGUUUCGUAUACUUUGUAAAACUCUUUGAAGCUAAAUUAAUAAAACCGAGUUUCUAAAUUUGUGCUUUUUCACUUAAAAUGCUAAAAUGUUGUUCCAAAUUUCGACUCUUUUUUCUUAUUUAUAAUCACCGAAAAUGGUGUUUUAGCCACUUGGCGCCUCUUUCUUGCAACUAUCGCGCCAAUUCUAGCACAGUUUUAGGUCAGAGUAACACCAAAGCGCAAAACUGUUACUGAAAAUUCCACGCCUAAUCAAAACAAAAAUUUUCUAUAUGCGAAAAAAAAAAAUCAAAUUACAAAGCCCUGCUGAGCAGUAUGUUACCUUUUUGCUCUAUAUUACCUCUGCACUGAAUUAUCUCCCUCUCAUUGUCUUACCAGACAAUUGCAUUUCUCUCUCAACCGAUUAGGAUGACGAGAAAUUUUUAACAAACAUUUUAUCAGGAAAUGAAGUAAAGCGUAAUGGCUUUUUCGCUGAAACCCGUUCUACCAUUCCAAAGAUUACGCCCGUGGAUUUUGAGAGACGGGACCCCGGCGCACCAAUCAAUCAAACACCCCUUCUGUUAGUGGAGUAUUUUAUACCCGAUUCUCAAAUGUUGUUGUUGUUGUUUUCUUUUGUUUUGUUUUUUAAAGAUUUAUUAUGACAAGACCUCCGACGGCACCGGUUGGAUUCUUAUUGCUCGUUUCUCAAACAGCGAUGCGAAAAACUGGGUCAAGUUUUCUGGCUCCUGGUGGUAUGACGUCACAGAAGCUCAAGGCAACAGCAUCGAUCCAUCUGAUAACGCUGACAUGAUAUCGCCAGCAUUUUGGCUGAUCAGCGGCAGAAAAUUUAAGAUCACGCGUAGUGAUGACCCACUACACACGCCGCUGUUACAAACCACGGGCGACUGUCUUGAGGGAAAGUCAUUCAGACAUAAAAUGCUGAAAUAUGGUUUUUUUAGGUAUGGAGCAGUCUGGGCCCGUAGGCGUUGUCAAGACGACUGUGAGGUUAACUAUGGAUGGCCUAACGAGACAACCUACGGAUUCAAACAAGCAAAAUGUGACGGCCCCUUGCAGAGUUCCGACAAAAUUGGCUUUUGGUGUGAUUGGGAAAGCGGUGGAUCCGUCAUGAUGGUUGGUGGAGGAGGAGGAACUUGUGGAGGAUCUGAUCACGGCAUUGGAAUAACAGAAAAAAAUGGUGGCGCAUCUUUUCAUAAUAUGGAACAUAAGUUCGAUUUUGGGAAUGAUGCCAAUCCUUUGAAUAAUGGCACGACUAAGAAUUAUUCAUUGAACCUAUGGAUUAACUGA